This is a messenger RNA of Rhinichthys klamathensis goyatoka, 1949 nucleotides long. RefSeq names its product mitogen-activated protein kinase 8b (gene mapk8b). Gene Ontology annotation, biological process: protein phosphorylation; JNK cascade. The record is from RefSeq and is a predicted model, not a curated record. The transcript has 12 exons. Bases 235 to 1521 code for a protein of 428 amino acids. Gene Ontology annotation, molecular function: ATP binding; JUN kinase activity. Lineage: Eukaryota; Metazoa; Chordata; Actinopteri; Cypriniformes; Leuciscidae. Gene Ontology annotation, cellular component: nucleus; cytoplasm.
CGUAGUACGCAAGUGUCCGCAGCUCAAGGCCUGCCAGUGGACGGAAGCAGUGAGCGCAGAGCUUGUGUCUUCAAGUGGAAAACAAGACGAAUACAACGAACUGCUGUGCUCUGUGUAAAGAAGACACUUGUCCUUUUAUGAAUCAUCUCUUGAAUUGUCUGUAUAUCUUUUAAGAGGAUUUUGAAGGUGAAGUUUUUCGUGAAUGCCCAAGAAACAGUCAGUACGGUUUUCAACAUGAACAGGAAUAAGCGUGAGAAAGAGUAUUACAGCAUAGAUGUAGGAGAUUCAACAUUUACCGUUUUGAAGCGCUAUCAGAAUCUGAGACCAAUCGGGUCUGGAGCUCAAGGCAUCGUCUGCUCUGCAUAUGACCACGUCCUUGAACGAAAUGUUGCAAUUAAGAAACUUAGCCGACCCUUUCAGAACCAAACUCAUGCCAAACGGGCCUACAGAGAACUGGUCCUGAUGAAAUGUGUCAACCACAAAAACAUAAUUGGCUUGUUAAAUGUGUUCACACCACAGAAGACACUUGAAGAAUUCCAGGAUGUUUAUCUGGUGAUGGAGCUGAUGGAUGCAAACCUGUGCCAGGUCAUUCAGAUGGAGCUGGACCACGAGAGACUCUCCUACCUGCUUUAUCAGAUGCUCUGCGGCAUCAAACACCUACAUGCUGCCGGCAUCAUACACAGGGAUCUGAAACCUAGUAACAUAGUAGUGAAAUCCGACUGUACGCUGAAGAUCCUCGACUUCGGCCUGGCCCGGACGGCCGCCACCGGCCUCCUCAUGACCCCUUAUGUGGUGACGCGCUACUAUCGUGCCCCCGAGGUCAUCCUGGGCAUGGGUUACCAAGCCAAUGUGGAUAUUUGGGCUGUUGGCUGCAUUAUGGCAGAGAUGGUGCGGCACAAAAUCCUUUUUCCAGGGAGGGACUAUAUUGACCAGUGGAACAAGGUGAUCGAGCAGCUGGGCACACCAGCACAGGAGUUCAUGUUGAAGCUGAACCAGUCUGUGAGGACUUACGUGGAGAACAGACCUCGCUAUGCUGGAUACAGCUUUGAGAAGCUCUUCCCUGACGUGCUCUUCCCUGCAGACUCUGACCACAACAAACUCAAAGCGAGCCAGGCCCGAGACUUGUUAUCCAAAAUGCUGGUAAUAGAUGCGUCGAAGCGAAUCUCAGUGGACGAGGCCCUCCAGCACCCCUACAUCAACGUGUGGUACGAUCCGUCAGAGGUGGAAGCGCCGCCACCGGCGAUCACGGAUAAACAACUAGAUGAGAGAGAACACACAGUAGAAGAGUGGAAAGAGCUGAUAUAUAAGGAAGUGCUGGACUUGGAGGAGCGAACGAAAAACGGGGUGAUCCGAGGACAGCCGGCCUCACUAGGUGCAGCAGUGAGCAGUGACUCCCAGGAGCCCUCGACGACGUCCUCCUCCUCCACAAACGACGUGUCGUCCAUGUCCAGCGACCCCACCGUGACCUCGGACACAGACAGCAGUCAGGAGACCACAGGACCGCUGGGCUGCUGUAGAUGACCAUCCUCGUUCAUCCCGUUCCUGCUAACAUCCCUCUUCACUGGCAAACGGACACGUGUCCUCCUUUCUUUCUCAAACUUGACAAGUUCUUUUGAAUCGAAAAAGUUUAAGAAUGGAGGUAAGAGUUUUUGAGGGCACCUUGAAAGCUUUUACACCAAACCAGCAUUACUUUGAUUGCUUUCAUUUGCUGUACUUUAAUUUUGCAUCAGCGCUACGUCAUCUUGCCGUUUGGAUGUGGAAUGAUUUGAGUUUAUUUGUAAAGAUGGAUGGUGAAUAUAUUUCUGAGAUGUUUUAUUUUUUGAGAGUCAUUUUAAUCACUAAUUAGUGGAGGUUCUUUAAAUGGCACGUCCAUUUCCUGGAUAAAUUAAUGUUUCCACACUGUUACUACUGUUUCGGUGCUGUAUGAAAUGCAUCUGAUCGGUCUAAGA